AUGCUAAAUAACAUAUAUGAUCCUAUCGUACAACCGAAUAUCUUUCGAAAUACGACUGAUCUAUGCAAUCAACUACGUGAAGAUAGAGAACUUUUUGAACUUGAUUAUGUCGUUAUCAGGACAGUUCUUCCAUUAUGGUCGGAUGAAGUUGCACUGAAAUGUAAAGCAUCAUUUCUACUUGUACAAUAUAUGAGAGAUGUUGUAAUUCGCUACAAAUUUGAAAAUGAUGCAAAAGAUAGAUUCGUCGAGUUUUGUCGAGAACACUAUGCGGACAAUGAUGAACAACUGUGUGAAAUCGAUGACUUCGAUAGAACCUAUCGACCACAAAAAGCUCUCUAUUGGUUAACUCGAACCACAUUCGUAUCACGUAUACUUAACCGUAUACAACAUACAUUAGAAAUUGAUCUUCAAUACAAAAUAAGCUUUAUAAUAAAACAUAUUCAUGUACAACUCGCUCACUUUUCUGAUCAUAACGAUUCUUUAUCAAAAGAAACAUCUUGGACUUUCUAUCGCGGAAAGACAAUGUUACAGCAUGAAUUUGAUGCUUUGCUGAGAAAUAGUUCCGGUGGUUUACUCUCAUUUUCAUGUUUUAUUAUGGCUAACAAGAACAAGAAUGUAGCUAUUGACUUGCUACAUCGUUUAAUUACUGUUAAUCCCCAACGAAUAGCCAUACUCUUCGAAAUCUAUAUCGAUAGAACGAAACAUGUGAUCAGUCCAUUUGCUUUACUUGAAAAUAGCGAUCAUGAAGAUCAUUCAAAGAAAGGUGAUAUAUGCUUUACAAUUGGUACUGUCUUUAGGAUCCAAUCUACAGAGCCAGUCAAUGAAUUUUCUAUUGAAAUGUGGCAAGUUAAAUUGAUUCUUGUGGAUGAUAGUGAUUCGCAACUUUUUCAUCUUGUUGAGCCAUUACGCAAUAAUGACAUUCAAACAAAUCCCCUUGCCUAUGCUGGUAAACUACUAGUCGAGAUGGGUGAUUUUGAUCGUGCUGAACAAUUUUAUCUUCAAAUACUUCUCGAUCCAUCAGUUCUCAAUCAACCACGUCGAAACUGUCGCAUACAAACUGCUCUCGGCUCUGUUUUUAUACUGAAAAACGAAUUCGAUAAAGCGCUUGGACAUUAUCAACAAGCUCUAAAAGCUAGCUUAAGCUGUUUGCCUUCGGAUCAUCCUGAUCUGAUACCAAUCCAUAAUGCCAUUGGCGAUUGUUAUUAUAAGACUGGCAAUUAUUUAUUAGCCUUGCAAAGCUAUGAACGAGCUGCUCAACUUAUACAACCUAAUAUGCAAUCGAUUGACCAACAAACUCUCGAUGAUUUAAAUAAUCAUAUUGUUAAUACACGAAAGCAUCUCAACAACAGUGCUUGA
This is a messenger RNA of Rotaria sp. Silwood1, 1356 nucleotides long. NCBI's taxonomy places the organism in Eukaryota, Metazoa, Rotifera, Eurotatoria, Philodinida, Philodinidae. The record is from the annotation of a GenBank genome assembly.